AUGGGCCCCAAGCGAACUAAGUCCGUCCGGGACUCGCCGGCGUCCGGGCUGCCGAGCUGGGAGGCGGCGCUGGUGUCCGCCCGCCUCGAGGAGGAUGACUGGAAGCCUAGCAUCGCUUUCAUCGUUGGGGCCAAGAUUGAGGAUGAAAUGCACACCCAGGCCCUGGCUCUUGCUGUGCAGGUGCCACUGCGAAAGCUCUUCAGUGUGGUAACACGUGAAGAUAUUUACAGACAGAUUGCAGAAUCUGGGGGUCAAAAGGGAAAAAAGGCUAAGAAUGUGCCUAUGUACUAUGAGGUGGUGGAAUUAGCCAAAGCCUUUCUGGACAGGGGUGAAGAAAUUCCUGUAACACUGACUGGCAAGCUGUUGAAAUUUCAAUUGCUUUGUCUCAAACAGAAGGACCUGAACAGAAGAGAAGAGGAAAAGAAGGCAGAACAGCAGCAAAAAGAGAAAGAGAAAGAAAAAGAAAGAGCUAAAUCUCCUGGUAAGACAACUAGAAAAGAUAGUAAAGGAAAAAAGUCAGUGGCAACACCCUCUCUUAAAAAGGACACCAAACUGAAACAACGAGGACAAGUGGAAAUGAAAGACAAAUACAUUGAUGAUGAACCAGAUGAUGGUGCUCAUCAUUACUUUAUCAUUCUGGGUUUCCCCAAUCUUCAGUUGUUGCCUGUCUUGACUGACCUUGAGAUUAACAUUUCAAGUGUAAUUCAAAUUUCUUCUGAGAAUUACACACCAUUGCAGAUAUACUUAGAAGCAACUAAACUUGAAGGACCAUCUUCUGUUUCACCUGAAGACAUAGAAGCAGAGAAGAGAAAGGAAGAUGAAGCUAACAAAGACCUGGAAACAUUUUGGAAAUUCCUGGAGCCCGUUCUGAACAGUGGAAAGCAUGGAUCAAGUCUCUUUGAUGUUGCCAGGCUUCAUUACCUAGUUAAGGAAAGUGACUUUCCCCCUGAUUGGUCAGACAGCAAAAUGCUGCUUGCAUUUGGUACUGUGCUGUUUGAACACAUUGCUUGUUUGAUGUAUGACUGCCUGGACUGGAGAAGACAGCAUUGCAACUACUUGGAAAAUACCAAGUUUUUUAAUGUGUCUAUGUUACCAGAGAGCAAAUCAACACAACCACCUGCAGCUGAGGAACAAGCAGCACCACGGAUGACACCAACAAAGAAAAAAGGGAAACCAGAAGAAAUUCUGCCAACAGUAGUUUUGUCAGAGACAGGUGAAGAAACUCCUAUUCUGUUUCUUCCAGUGGACAUGAGGUAUUACAAUGACUUGCUGAGUCAAAUUCCUGAGGAGUACUUUUCUGUACCCUUAAUGCUGAGCUGCAUGUUGGAACAGGUUAUUGCAAGUGAAGAAGACCUUACACCACCGAGUCUGGUGGCAUCAGAUCCUCAGGCAGAUGGGCUGCAUCGUGCCAUUGCAGAUCAUAUAAUCUCUGUCCUUCCUUCUCUUUCACUUCCUGUGAAUGAAAAAAAGAAUCUGUAUGACUACUUUUCUCUUGAAUGUGUUGAACGAGAGACUGUCACCCCCCAGUACCCUCUCUUAUUUAACUACCAUGAUGCCCUGGCUCAGCGGUUGCACCUGCUGAAGGUCCAGAAGAACUUCAAUCCAGAAAAGAUUGAGCGUGAAAUGAUGGAUAAACUGCCUCUUAGAGAACUUACCCAUUUCACCCCUCCUUCAACUGAAAACAACACUAAACGCUUGGCCAGAGUUCAUGAGCUCAUGCAUUAUUUUACUACUGAACUUCUGAGUUGGGCUGAAGUAGAAAGAGCCUUCAGAGUAUUUACUUUUGAAAGCCUGAAGCUGACUGGGCUGAGUGACUCUGGUUUCCUGGAGAGCUCUGGAUCUAGGGUUGGAGGUGAUUCUGAAGUGUCUUAUAUCCCUUGGGAUAAUCCAGCCAUGUUUGCAAGGCAGCUGAGACAACUCUUCCUUAUGGAAAAGAAGCGUAAUGGGAAAUCUCCAAGAGGCCCUGGGCAUACAGAAACAAGUGACAGCGAUGAAGAAGAUGGUCUGGUCGGUCCUCUUUUGAAUGUAGAAUUGGAUCUUCUGUAUUCUGAGAUGGUGAGUCAGGAAAAUUAUGGCCUCGGACCAAGUUUAGAAGAAAUAAAAAAGACACAGAGGCGUUGCUUGACAGACUGGAGUUUGGAAGAGCAUUUUCAGCCCCAUGUUCUUCGCCAGGUUCUUCAUACAGCAUCCCAAGAAUAUAGGUGUAUUGAUUCCUUUUAUCAUACCCAAGAUAACUCUUUACUAAUGGUUUUUCACAGUCCUAUGAAUCAACAUCGUCAGUGCCAAGAGACUUGGAAUAUUGCUCUGCACUCUAAUGUUGGAUUCAGGAGCUAUCUUGAGCUGGUAGCCAACUCAAUUGAAGAUUGGGUGAAAGAGGAAGAAGCUAAAUACCAAAAAGAGAAGAUGGGCAGCACGUCCAAACCUGAGAAUGUAACAGAGUCUCAAUCCAAGAAUGAAGAAAGUCUCGUUAUCAGAGAAGACUCUCUAAAGGCUUGGAAGAGGGAGCAGGACCGAUUACGAGAGGAAGAGAAAAAAGAAAAGGAAGAAAAACUAGAAAAGGAAAGAAAAUUGCCAAGUAAAAAGAAAGGACGGGAUGUAAAAGAUAAAGAAAGUAAGGAAUCAAACAAAAAACCUCCCGAAGAGAAGUCUCAAAAUGAGUCAACAAAAGCCCCUGAACUUGAGGAGGAUCAUAGCAUUCCAGAACCAUGUUCUGAGAAAGUUUAUAAGUUUCAUGGCUACAAUACAGGGGAGGAUAUCAUUCAAGUAUCAGGAACCCAUCAAUAUCUUUUCCCAUCUGAUGGAGGACAGAUUCAAGUGGAGAAGAUAGAGUUUGUAAAAAAAACUUUGAUAAAGGUGAAAGUCAUAAAAGACAACCACAAUUUCUUCAUUCAUAUCACAGACCCCAAGGAAAACUUCAAAGAAGCUGAAGAGCAAGAAAUUAAUGAAGAACAGCAAAUUGGAUCAGGAGAAUUGAAAAAUCAAAAGAAAGUUGUGAGCAAGUUUGGAUCUUUUUCAGCCACCUUGGAAAAUGGAAUCCAGCUGUCCUUGAGCUAUUAUGGACCUACAGGGGAGACAGCAGAUGAUGAAACAGGUCUUGUCUUAGCAAGAAUUCUGAACAUCCCUUCUGUUCAUCUUCCGACCGUAAUUCCGACAACAGUUUCUCCUAUUACACUGAUGCCAGCUCCAGGGAAAAGAGAUAAGUCUGACAGAAGAAAAUCAGGAAAAGCUUCUUCCAAAGCUUCUUCCAAAGGAAACCAUAACAAACUAGCCCCUUCAUCACCCGAUCACCUGGUACAGCAAGAAAAAAAGAUGGAAAAGGAAGAACCAGUUCCCCAAACACAAGAGAUAUCAGAUGCUCCUGCUUUUCCGAGUUUGAAUGUUUCCUGUCCAAAUGGACUUGUAUUAACUUUCCUCAGGGAAAGGUUUCAAGAUUUGAAAGGUGAAGCCACUGCCACUGAAGCAGGGAAAGAGAUGGUAGAGGAAAGUGAGGCCAAAGCAGAUGAAGGAGAGGAGGAAGAGGUUGUGCAAAAUGGAGAGGAGGAACAUCAGGUUACUGAAGGUGAAAAAAAGCAUGAAGAUACCAAAAGUGGACAGGCUGAGCAGCCUGCUGUGGACAUUAUGGUUAGACAGAGUUAUCCCCAAAUGGUAAAGAACUCACAUCUUUAUUCACCUCCGUCAAGGCAAGCAGAACAAGAGGUGUCAAGAGUCAUCACUAGUCAAGGAACUGUCAUAAAGUACCUGAUGGAUGGAUCUACCCAGAUUCUGUUUGCUGAUGGCACAGUGAGUAAGAGCCCUGAUUCUGGUCCUGUCUUACCACCACAUACAAUUCCAGAUGAAAUGCAAUCCUUACCAGAAUCAGAAUGUUUAUCUGAGAACAGCACUAAGAAAGGAAAAGACAGUGAAAAGGCCAAUUCUGCGCAACCUAAGGCAGGAACCUGGAUAACGACAACUCCAUUAGGCACUCGAGUGGGCACAGAGGGUGCAACAAGAAUGAAUCUGAAGCCACUCUUUAUGUAUCAGGCCACAAACCCAGCUGAUGGAACGAUUGUGACCGUACGAGAAGACGAAGUGAUGAUUGUUGAUAGGCCACGUGGUAACAGAGUAGUGGAGCAUGCUGAUGGUACCAGGAUCACAACUUUUUAUGAAAAAUGUGAAGACCGUUCCGUACGAGCGGGUUGUGUGGAAAGAGAAAAACCCUCAGAAGCCACCAUAAAGAAGCUCAAAGGUAUACGCUUAGAGAAUCCUGAGUUUGCUACUGUUAUAAUAAAUUGUGAGAAUGGUACCUGUUGUACUGUCUUUGGAGAUGGGACAUCUAUUCUAGCAAAGCCACAGGGAACUUACCAGGUUUUACCCAGCAAGGGAGGCUUUCUUUUCUUUGAUGAAGAUUGCUCAGCAGUUUAUAGCCAUGAAGUUUGUGAUUUCAUCAGCAAGGAAGAAGAGAAACAAGCAGGGAGAUACAUUAUGAAACACACUUCGAGCACUAUUUGUGAGAUGACAGAUCCUGAAGGAAAUACUUUCAAGGUCCUGGCUGAUGGCAGCACAGAUGUGUGCAUUCCCAGCAUUGGCUCUGAUGGCAAGGAGGACACAAGUUCAGCAGCAGAUGAGGUUAACAAACCUGUCACCUAUAAGGAGCAUGCCCCCAGGUUUUUCAUCAUCUCUGCAGAUGGCUCUGGAACGGAGCUCCUGCGAAAAAGGGAUGUACACAAGUACGUGGCUGAGGCCUGCAGUGAUCCUGCCACUGCAGUCUUGCAGGAUCCUGUACAAGAACAGCCAGGUGUUUUAAGUAUUACUGUCCUCCGCCCUCUGGCUGAAGCAUCCCCCUGGGUAAUGAAGAAAAAACCAGAGAGUAUUGUUCCUCCUUAUCUUCAGUUAGGGGCUCAGGAAGCAUCUUCUCUCCCUGAGAGGGAGAUCACAGGUCCCUCAAUCAGAGGGUAUGCUUGGAAGGGUCUCAGCAUUGGAGCAGCGCCCUUGCCAGGCCCGGUGCGAAAAUGUCCCAAAAAACUGCAAAUCCGCCAGCUAUUCCAAUAUAAGCCACUCUGUGAUGAACUAAGAGAAAAACUGCAGCUUUCCCUCAAGGAGUAUAUAGACAACAUCUUAAAGCAGGAAAAUGAGCUGGAAGAGAUAAAUAUGAAAGAACCCAGAACAGAAGAGGAAAAGGAGAAUGCUGCAAGUCUCCUUGAACUCGUGACAUCCUUCCCUGACUGGGAGAAGUCAACUGAAAAGCUCAGUGAUAAAGGCCAUGUGAGAGAGCUGUAUGAACAGGCAGUGGCUCCUCGUGCCCGGAGUCGCACAAAGACAAGAAUUGCACAAGGAGAGGGCCAGCAGCAGAGUCCAGAAGGAGUAACACAAACAUCAAAGUGGCAAAGCAAACUAGAACAGAACAGGAAAGAACUGGAUGAACAGAAGACUACGUUUGCAGCAAUAAAAAACAAAAUAUUUGCUCCAUAUUUUGAAUCUGAAUUCAGCAAGGACUUUGUCCAAGAAAAGUUCCCUGAUUUGGAAGCAAUCUCUAAGGAACUUCCUCCACUUCACAAAGAAGGAAGCAUGACUUGCCCUCCGUGGAUGAAAAGAGAGCCCAGUGGAGCAUCUGAAUUUCUUGAUGCCACGAGUGAUUCGUCACUUUCAUCCGGCCUUCCGCUGCAGGAUCCUUCCAGACAGGAUGAUGGUCCCAGCGGCACAACAGACCUAAACACGGCAGCAGGAGCAGAAGAGACACCCUUUCAACGUAAAGUUCCAAGUCUGAUGGUGGAUGUUACGGGACAGACACGAAAAGAGAAAGUAAUAGUACCAUCAUACCUUCAGGGGAUAAAAACAAACACCAUACCAAAUAAAAAGAUAGAAGAUCCUGCCUCAGGAAAGGUCAGCAUAUCUUCUCUUGCAACAAGACAGGAUCUUAGCAGCUUCCAUCUCAUCCCACCCAGGGUGACAUUUGGAGUGCUAAAGGAAGGCUGCACCUAUGCAACCACGGUAAUCAUGAAGAACGUUGGUGUGAACUUCUCAAGGUUUCGGGUGAAGCAGCCACCUCCCCACACAGGACUGAGAGUGAUGUACACACCAGGACCUGUGGCAGCAGGCUUGCAGGUUGAACUGGAGAUAGAGAUUUUUGCCAUGCUCAUUGGAGGGAAAGACACUGGUGGCCUUGAAGAAGUUUCCCAUGAUAUUGAAAUAUUGACAGAAACUGAAACUCUUCUUCUGCCUGUGAAAGCAACCGUGUUAUCCAGUGACACUUACGAGUGCCGCCCUGAAGGAUACCCCCAGGGAGGGGUGGCAGCAGCAGUCCAGGCACUUCCUACAAGCUCCAAGCCACGCUUACGGAUCACACUCCCACGGAAGUAGUUAGUAGAGUAGUUAGUGUUAGAGCCUCAGAAGAUCAACAUGAGGAUCAGCAACACUUGAAAUACCUAGAUUUUAGUCCAACCUUAUGGAAACAUCUAAUGUUUUGGGGUUUUUUUUCAUUUAUUUAAUCAGAUUAAAUGAGAAUAAAUAUUUUGCC
Hirundo rustica (Barn swallow) is the source of this 6493-nucleotide messenger RNA. RefSeq names its product sperm associated antigen 17 (gene SPAG17). The record is from RefSeq and is a predicted model, not a curated record. Gene Ontology annotation, biological process: epithelial cilium movement involved in extracellular fluid movement; axonemal central apparatus assembly. Bases 1 to 6336 code for a protein of 2111 amino acids. The transcript has 48 exons. Gene Ontology annotation, cellular component: axonemal central apparatus. Lineage: Eukaryota; Metazoa; Chordata; Aves; Passeriformes; Hirundinidae.